AUGGAUGCAUUACAAGAGUUCUCCGAUAAUCCAUUAUUCAGUUAUACUGCUUUUUCGGAAACAUAUUUAGAAAUUAAAACCCAAGCAGCACUUCAAGAUGCUCAACAUACGGCAAUAGAUCGUUUUGCAAGAGAUUUCACUGUCAUUCAAGCAAUAUCUUUAAUAAAUGGUUUAAUGACAAGUGUAGCAACGAAUUUUGUGGCAAUUACUGUGCCAAUAUUUGAAAAUGAGCCGAUACCUGUAUUUCUUGUACAGACAGCUUAUCAACUUCCAGGAAAAAAUCACACAUGUUCUUGUCAUACAGAACAAUCUUGUCAGACUCCAGCUGGUCUCUAUCUAUUCGAUCGCCCAGAAAGUUAUCAACCUUAUGAUUUAAAUACUGUAAUUCCCGAUAUGACGAUACCAGGAAUUAUGUUUGAUUGCUUACCAUCACUUAUGGUAUUGGCAUCAUCACUCGAAUGUUUCUACGAUCAAUCAUGUAUUGAUACAAUACUUGCCCUCUAUACAAGAAAAUUCAAUAUAUCAAUACUCGAUGAAACAAGAAUGACACGAACUGAUAUUCGUGUCAGUAUCGGUGCUCUAUUUCAAUUAUUAUCAGAAUUAUGUCAACAUUCACAAACUACAAUUCAAAAUGCAAUUGAUGAAUUUCUAAUUAAGACAUUUUUGAGUGUAGAAAUUGUGUCUGAAUCCCAAUUUCUAUUACAAAUAAAUGAUAUUACAGGUUAUUUGGAAAGUAAUACUGCUCGUCUCUUUUCACACUCUCUACAACUUCUACGCAGUUUUGUACAUGGUAAUACAUAUGUAUCUGUUAUGGCUUAA
Messenger RNA from Rotaria sp. Silwood1, 819 nucleotides. The record is from the annotation of a GenBank genome assembly. Lineage: Eukaryota; Metazoa; Rotifera; Eurotatoria; Philodinida; Philodinidae.